This is a messenger RNA of Cuculus canorus (common cuckoo), 6044 nucleotides long. RefSeq names its product pyridoxal kinase (gene PDXK). Gene Ontology annotation, cellular component: cytosol. The record is from RefSeq and is a predicted model, not a curated record. Lineage: Eukaryota; Metazoa; Chordata; Aves; Cuculiformes; Cuculidae. The coding region runs from base 101 to 1039 and encodes 312 amino acids. Gene Ontology annotation, biological process: pyridoxal 5'-phosphate salvage. The transcript is spliced from 11 exons. Gene Ontology annotation, molecular function: pyridoxal kinase activity.
AGGCAGGGAGAGCGCGUGACGGGCUCCGCGCUCCGCCCCCGCCCCCUCCGCGCGCUCUGCUCCCGUUCGCCCGGCCCCGCCAGCUCGGGCCGGCGCAGCGAUGGAGCCCGAGUGCCGGGUGCUCUCCAUUCAGAGCCAUGUCGUCCGCGGGUACGUGGGCAAUAAGGCGGCCACCUUCCCCCUGCAGGUUUUGGGAUUUGAAGUUGAUACAGUGAACUCUGUCCAGUUUUCAAACCACACAGGUUAUGACCACUGGAAGGGUCAGGUGUUAAAUUCAGAUGAACUUCAUGAACUGUAUGAAGGACUUAAACUGAACAAGGUCAACCGGUAUGAUUAUGUACUCACAGGAUAUACAAGAGACACGUCGUUUCUUGCAAUGGUGGUGGAUAUUGUCCAGGAGUUGAAGCAACAGAAUUCUAACCUAGUAUAUGUAUGCGAUCCAGUGAUGGGUGACAAAUGGAGUGGAGAAGGCUCUAUGUAUGUGCCCAAGGAUCUCCUCCCAGUCUACAGGGACAAAGUUGUACCUGUUGCUGACAUCAUUACUCCUAACCAGUUUGAAGCUGAGUUGCUUACGGGCAGGAAGAUUUACACAGAAAAAGAAGCUCUAGAGGUAAUGGAUAUGCUCCAUGCCAUGGGACCAGAGACUGUGGUGAUCACAAGCUCAGAUCUACAGGCGCCUCUAGGAAAUGACUACCUGAUUGCUCUGGGAAGCCACAGAAAAACUAAAGCAGAUGGUACCAAGGUGACACAAAGAAUUCGAGUGGAGUCUCCUAAAGUGGAUGCUGUCUUCGUUGGAACGGGAGACUUGUUCGCUGCUAUGCUUUUGGCAUGGACACAUAAGCAUCCAAACAAUUUAAAGGUGGCAUGUGAAAAGACUGUGUCAGCCAUGCAACAUGUUCUGCAAAGGACCAUUAAGAGUGCAAAAGCGCAAGCUGGAGAAGGAAACAAACCAAACUCAGCCCAGCUGGAACUGAGAAUGGUCCAAAGCAAAAAGGACAUAGAAAACCCGGAGAUCAUAGUGAAAGCAACCGUGUUAUAAAGGCUAUACAUCUCCAAUAACGCACAAUGUAUUGAUGUCCUCAUUUCUUUCCUGUAAAUUGUAAUAUUUGCCUUAGAUCUGUGACAGAAACCUGACUUUCAUGAAAUAGUGCCCAGCAUAGGCAGAUAUCCACUCUCAAACAUAUGUGCUGGCCUUGCUCGGUUUUAAAAACAAAACAGUUAGUGUGCAUUGAAGCAUAUUACCAGGUAUCAAAAUGGCUGUCAAAUUCACUUAGUCUGUGUAAUUGCCCAUGGCAAGAGAGUACAAUGUUUCUGCCUUGCCAAAGACUUUAGAUGUGAAUUUGCUAAUGGAAUGCUUGACUGACUGGAAAAUAUAUUUCAAGAUGGCAUCUAGUGCCAAUGGAGCUGGCUCCAUGCUCCCUUUUCCUGGAGGUAUCUGGUUACCUACUCUGGUAUUCAGUAUCUCAGCUGCUAUGAAACUAAGCAGGGUUAAAACUACACACAAAGUUCUGGUUGUGUGUGGGAGUACUUUGAAGAUGUUUGGCAUUUAAGUUCUCUGAAGUGACCUUGAGGUGUCAUUCGUGUUACUGAUAACUGCUCCUGUUUCUCGUCUAUGAACAGCUGCACGGUUUCAGUUUUUGCAGGUACUGGCUGCUUAUUUCUCAUGUCUGUGGUUGCCCACGUGAUUUUCUUCCAAAAGCUGCUCCAGAAACAUUGUCUUUGAUAGAUUGAUAUCUUUAUUCGUAGCACUGAUUAGAAGUUUGUAGAUCUACCUCGGAGGCAAGGUUUGGUUCUUUUAAAGACAAACAUUCUGUAAGGACAAAAGAGAAAGCAGCUCUUACCCUGGAAGGUGACUACCUUAGUUUGUUCAUGGGUGGAUGUAUUCACAGACUACAUGUCCAGUUAACAGUAGUGAUCACUGUUGCCAGGCUUAUUAAUGAAGCAAUAUGGUAAAAGUAAUAGUUUAGUAAGGUUAAGUUGCACAUGUUUACCAAAUGCAGUGAAAGAUACAAAAUUAAUUUGUUCAUAAUUUAAGUCUCUGAAGCCUAUGCUGAUUAGAGAUGACAAAAAUGCAUUAUUGUUAAUGCAUCUUUAUUGCGAAAUUCUGUUUCAUACGGCUUCAAAAUGGGAUUCUUAGUAAUUUCGGCAUCCUGUGCAUCACAGCCACAUAUUAUACCAGUAGGGCAGAUAUGCUGACAGGUACUGACAACUCAUACUUCUGAAUGAUUUCUGCAUGAGACUGAGGUGCUUUCCUCUCCCAAGAUGAGAUCUAGUGUGUUGUUAAAUCCAGAUUCAGUUGAUGAGGUUUAUUUGUCUCAGAUGGCAUAGGGAGAUUAAAAUUGCAUUUCUGCUUGCAGUGACACGAAGCAAAUGUGCACUAGAGGAAAAGGCUCAGUCUUUCUUGAUUACUUGAGUAUGCUGAGGAAAAACUCAGAUGUCUCCCAGAUACCUUUCCUGCAUCUUCCUCAUCACACCUGCCUAGCUGGUAGUGUCACUUACAUAGAUUGGAAAUCCCCAAAAGAGCUGGUUUGGAGAUUGCUUUGGCCACUGUAAUCUUCAUUUAUCCCACUAUUUUUGUGGAUUUUCUGCCAUUGUAAAAGUUACUUGGUUUUAACUAGUAGAAGAGCAAUUUGUCCUUAAAGUGAAUUUUUAUCUGAAAAGAUAGUUUUUUAAUAGAGUAAGAUUUCAUAAUUAAUACAUUUCUGAAAUCCCUCAUUUUCACUGUCUCUGAGGCAGAUGAAAUUUAAGAGAUGAACCUCUUCUGCAGUAAAUUUAAGAGGCGAACUUCAGGCUUUCACUCUCUACAACUAAUAAUAAUUUUAUUUCCUCUCAUGCAUUUGUCAUUAAAAAAUGAAAGAAAAAAUCAUGAAACUUGAGAAUUUUGAGAAAGAAAAAACACAGAAAUUACCUACAAAAUGUGACUCUACUGCCACAGCUUGUACUAACUACUGCCAUGAAAUAACUUUGUAGCAAUAAUGAUUUUGGUGAUGUGAGCAGUUGCUAAAAUUAGCAAUCAGUAACUGAGAUGAGAUCAUGGCUGAUAUCCAACAUGUAAAAAGACAUGAUUUAUCUUAACAGGGUGUUAAGGUACCUGAUGAGAAGCAGUGAGAAAGGAGGAGCCAGGCUUUUCUCAGUAGUGCCCAGUGAAGGAAUAACAGGCAAUGGGCACAAACUGAAAUACCGGAAAUUCCAUUUCAACAUUAAAAAAAUACAAUUCACUUUGAGGGUGAUCAAACAUUGGCACAGGUUGGUCAAAGUGGUUGUGGAGUCUCCAUCCUUGGUAAUAUUCAAAACCUGACUGAACACGACCCCGAACAACUUACUGUACUUGACCCUGCUUAUGCAGGGUGUUGGACUUAGAUGAUCUCCAGAGGUCCCUUCCAACCUCAACCGUUCUGUGACUCUGUGAAAUACAACACAUUGCCUUUCUUUGCAGCACUGUUAUUUUUAAAUGGAUGCAAAUAUUUUUUUUUCUUCAUGAACUUCUGGAUAGGCUAGGAAAUAGCCCAGUAUUAAUAAUUCGCCUCCUUUUUUAGAUAAGCUGCUUUUUGCUAGGGCAGUUGUGCCAGGAAUGAAAUUGGCUUUUUUGAGAUAGUUGCUUUCAGCAAAGAUAUUUAAAUACUGUAGCUGGUGAUGCGUUCCAGCAGUUGAACACAAAAGGAUUUUACCCAUUUCUAGAAUUGAUUAAAGAAAUGUUGCAUGCCAUAUUCCAAAUGUAACUAUGAGUUAUUUUAUCUCUUAAAAUUAGACUAUUUCACAUGGGAUUCUGAUCCCUACCAUCCUUUAGGGAAGAAGGGAUCAAGGUACUGAACUUCCCUGCCUGUACAUAUCAUGGUCAGCUUUGCAGCAUUAUGCUUGACACCCUCACCCAGCUCUAUCCAGUUUUGCAGCUCCUAUGGGUCACAUACAAAAAUCUUCAUAUGACUGAGCUUUGAGACCUCUGCUGUGUCCAUAAGAUUGCCAAGAUUAGAUUGAUCCCAGAAACAGUUCACAUGCAGUAAAUGGCAUUUAUUUUUUAUGGUCCCGUGGUUCUAGUACAGAUCUUAGCUUGGUCCGGAAGCAGCUCCUGGUGGAUUGCCCAGCAGCCCCUGCACCAGCAUUGCCUUCAUUGGCAGUCAGGUAACACAGCCUGGCUUGGGAACUGCCUGGGGCCAAAGUGAGAGCCAUGUGGUGGCCAUCCCUGCACUAGUCCUGUGCAAAAUUGAGAUUCUUCAGUUCUUCAUAUCAGGGGAUCGACAGGAAAGGGAAGCUCAAAAUUGACCUUUUAAUUUAUAUAUUUUUUAAAGCAGCAAUAAGUAUGCAUUGUCAGAAUUUGCUGUCAAAAGAAACUACCUGUUGUUAAGUGUGUACUACAGAAAAGUCCUUUUAGUAAGUGUGAGACAGCACAAUUGGUUUUUUGCCACUAAAGAAAAUAGGCUUUCACAACGGAAUUGAGAGAAAGGCAAGGGCUGGUUUUCUCUGAAAUAAAGCAGUUUGGAAUUCAGAAAACUUAAAGCUAUCUUGCAAACAAGAUUUUAUCUGUAAACCUUAAUGAAUGUGAUCUUGCCAUAAAAAAGAAAGCGUUAUGUUUGUUGGAGCAGCUUAUACUUGUCCAGUGUGAUCUUUUCCCACUCCUUCAAAGAAUGGAUUGGUUCAGAAAUUCACACCUUCCUUAGAUCUGUGACAUAUCUAUGUUUUAAAAAAAAAAGGGAUAAUGAUACUAAUGUGCUCAAUUUGCAGAAGUUCAUAUUUUGCUGGAUUCUGUAGCAAUAGGCUGCUUGCUUCUUGUGCUGAAGUCUCUGGGAGCUGCUCAUGUGUUACCUGUUUUAAACUCUUGCUCACCUCAUCUAAAUGAGGUCAGGUUUAUGUCUUCAGUGAAGCAUUGGGCUUAACAUCUCUUGCCAGAAACAAACAUCAGAAAUUAUCUGUAAAUACAUACUGUAGCUAACAUUCUGUAGUCACAAGAGGUUAACAGGUAUUUUUAAAUAUCAAGGUAUACAUAAUAUUUAGUGGAUUUUUAUUUGUUUGGAGUCGCAAAGUGCUUUUUCGUAAUUUUUUGAGAACGAAAUUCAAAGACAGUCCUGUCUAAUCUUUUAUUCCCUCCUCUCCUCCUGCAUAUAAUAUCUGUAUCUGUUUCUGAGUCCCUGCUGUCUUUCUGGUACAGCUGCCCAUUAUUUAAGGGCUGUAGGAGAAUUUAUCGGGGUUGUCUGAUCCACUUGCAGAUCUGUAAGUAAAGAAAAAUGGUUAGUCUGAACUAGUUUAGGUACCAGUUGAUUAUAGAAUGAGCACUUUAGCCUGGAGAACGGAAUCAAUAGCUAAUGGUUAUUCUUCCAUGACCGUCCUAGCAGCAGGAAAGGUGUCUGUAACCCACCAGUCCAGUAUGUGCCAGUUAGGGGCUGCUGACUUCGCUGCCAUGCGUACUCCCAUGUGUACAUGUGAAGUUAGCAGCAAAGGACAUUUCAAAUACUGAAGUACAUGUACGCAUGGGAGCAGCGAUUGCUUUGUGUUUGUGUCCAGUCAACUUCCCCACCAUUCUUUCUUUUCUUACUGGAAGUAUUUUGUGUUGGAUCCCUUUUUUCUGGGAUGAACUUUGCAGUGUAUGUGGUCAGCCAUUUUGAUUACUGCGAGUUGCACUCAUUUGCAGAGCCAUUAUGCAGGAGAACCCAAAAGUUGUUUACAAACGAUCUACUCUAUUCUGGGCCUGGAUUAAUCUCUACUUGCUGAAAAUUCCCAUGUUACUCUUUGGGACGUGCAUAAAGACAUUGUGCUAAAAUCAGUGCUAUUCACGCUGGAUAUAUACAUUUAAGAAAUCUGCAGUAUGAAUCGUUAAUGUUUGUUUGCUGAUUUGUAUCAUAAGCAGAAGAAAUCUGUAAUCAAUGCGUUGUACAAAAGAAUCAGGGGACCAAGGUUUCCAGCUACUCAUACUGCCUUUUUGAGUAUCUUAACUGUGUCUUGAUUGGAUGGUGUUAAUUUGUUGUCUGAGACUGUUAUGGUGAUUGUAUUGAUUAAUUUUAUUUUAAAAUACGUGGCAAGGAAGAUUGUAAUAAAAGCAUCUACAUUUAAUA